AAAACAAAACAGAGAAAUUAAAACAAACAAAAAAUAAAAAAAACUCUCUCACUCCUUCAACCUGUUUCUCUUCCCAAACCGUGAGGCCACCGCGGUGACGGGGAUCUCGCCGGGGAAAUGAACAUUCCGGCCAAACUCUCUUCCCUGUCUAUGAACAAUGCCCGUCUCUCCUAUCAUCGUCGUCAUGUUUUUCAUGAGAACCUUCACCUCCAAACGUUUUUCACCUCUUUCCCCUCUACUCUCUUAGUAUAGACGUUAUUCCAUACUUCUUCCCCCAAAAUGGAACAUACAUGAUAGACUAGUUGUUACAAAGAGACACAAUUUUUCAGAGGAUUUUUUUUUUUUUUUUUUCCCUCUUUUGUCAGUCAUGCCUCCGAUGAAGAUCCAACCCAUAGACGCGGAGUCACAGAAGCUGAAGGAACCGACAGCGGUGACUCGGAACGACGCCGUUAAGCCGGUUUUGAAGUCGCGGCUGAAAAGGCUGUUCGUGUUCGAUCGUCAGUUUCCGAAUGUGCUGAAGACCUCGUCCGCAGCGUCGGAGAAAGCCGGCGCCGGCGAGGGUCCUCAGUCCAACAGCGGAACAGCGGGCGCGGAGUUCGAGCCGAGCUCUGUUUGCUUGGACAAAAUGGUGCAGAGUUUCAUUGAAGAGAGUAACGAGAAGCAGACACAGGCUGUGAAAUGCGGUCGCAACCGCUGCAACUGCUUCAACGGAAACAGCAACGACAGCUCCGACGAGGAAGUGGACGUGUUGGGUGAUUCAUUUUCCUCUGGGUCGUUCGGCGACGCCAGUGACGCGCUCAAGAGCUUGAUUCCUUGCGCGAGUGUUGCGGAGAGAAACCUCUUAGCUGACAUAUCGAAGAUCGUUGACAAGAACAGCAAGGUCUUGAGGCGAAAAGACGAUUUGAGAAAGAUCGUCACCGAAAGCCUUUCGUCUCUCGGUUACGAUUCCUCCAUUUGCACAUCCAAAUGGGAGAAAACCCCAACCUACCCUGCCGGUGAAUAUGAAUACAUCGAUGUGGUUGUGGAAGGUGAGAGGUUGAUAAUUGACAUCGAUUUCCGAUCCGAGUUUGAGAUUGCUCGCUCCACGGGAACCUACAAGACGAUCCUGCACUCUCUGCCGUUCAUUUUUGUGGGGAAAUCGGAUCGUCUCUGUCAGAUCGUGGCUUCCGUUUCGGAGGCGGCGAAGCAAAGCUUGAAGAAGAAAGGAAUGCACGUUCCGCCGUGGAGGAAGGCGGACUACAUGUUAGCCAAGUGGCUUUCAAGCUCCUGCACCAGGGCCAAUCCGCCCUUGUCCUCUACCGUCGUCAAUGACUCCUUCCAGAACUUGAGCCACGACGCCGACAGUGCCGCGGCCGAGAGUGAGUCUGGUGAAUUCGAACUCAUAUUCGGCGAAAAGGCAUCGUUGCUUGCGCCGGAGACUUUUCCUGGUGGUCAGAAGAGCUUGCCACCGGUUGCGCCGCCGUUGUGGCAGCCACCGGCCGUGAAACUGAAGAGUGUUGAGCGAGGAGCCAAGGUGGUCACCGGAUUAGCCUCUCUUCUCAAGGACAAGCCAUAAAAAAAUAAUUUUGCUCUUUUUUCCCUUUUUUUUUUUUUAUAAAAAAAAUCCAUAAUUAAAAAUAUAACCAAAAUAUUUGGAUAAGAGCAGGACUUUUUUCUUUCUAAUUUUUACUCUUUUUGGUUUAAUGGCUUUACCUUUGUUUAAUGCAAGGGGUUCUGUAAAAAGCAACAAUAUAUAUAAUAAAAUAGAUGAAAAAAAAGUAAAUAUUUGCAAAAUUUAACUUUAGAAAAAAAAUGUUUCG
Molecule: messenger RNA, 1799 nt
Organism: Cajanus cajan (pigeon pea)
Lineage: Eukaryota; Viridiplantae; Streptophyta; Magnoliopsida; Fabales; Fabaceae
Source: RefSeq, a predicted model, not a curated record